Messenger RNA from Linderina pennispora, 1193 nucleotides. RefSeq names its product pseudouridine synthase. Lineage: Eukaryota; Fungi; Kickxellomycota; Kickxellomycetes; Kickxellales; Kickxellaceae. Gene Ontology annotation, biological process: mRNA pseudouridine synthesis; tRNA modification. The transcript is spliced from 3 exons. Bases 37 to 966 code for a protein of 309 amino acids. Gene Ontology annotation, molecular function: RNA binding; pseudouridine synthase activity. Gene Ontology annotation, cellular component: mitochondrion. The record is from RefSeq and is a predicted model, not a curated record.
UCUCAACAGUUUGGUAUUUGACAUACACAUUCAACCAUGCUGAAAGCAGCGGCAGCACAGGUAGCGGCGCGGCAGGCAGGCAGUCGGGUGUUUGGCGAGCUGCAGUCGCUGGACGGUAUUCUGGCAGUCAACAAACCGUCAGGCAUCAGCUGCUCAGGCUUGCUCGACUACUUCAAGCGCAAUAUUGGGCGCGGACACCUGGCAGCGCCAUUCAGGGAUCAUUUCGAGCACGAGCGGGAGCUGCGCAAAUCGGGAAAGAAGAUCCGGCGACGCAUGGACAAAUCGGACAGCGGGAAAUCGUAUCUGGCCAUGGGGCGGCUGGGCGUGGCGACGGAUUCGUAUGAUGCCGAGGGCAGGGUGACGAAGAUCGCGCCAACCGAGGGAAUCACAGCACACGGCAUGGAGGAGCUGCUGGCAGAGUUUACCGGCGAGAUCAUGCAGCGGCCGCCAAUUUACUCUGCUAUCCGCGUCGAUGGCAUGCGGCUAUACCAGUAUGCCCGCGCAGGAAACAAGGUGAACGUCAAAAACAUCCGGCUAUUGCACUUUGUCAACCCGCAGGCUGGAGCAGAGUUCGGCACACCGGUUGCACUGCCUGAAAAGUUCCUGGAGUACUUUGUCACCGACCGGUAUGCAUGGGUGGAUGGGUGCCCGGAGAUGCAGGAGGGCAUGCUGAUGACGCCGUAUGUGAACCAGCCGGAUACCGCAUCGUUCCAAAUAUUGAUCCAGAGCGGCGGUGGCGGUGUGUACGUGCGCUCGCUGGUCCACGACAUAGGCGAGCGGCUCGGCAGCGCAGCUACCAUGACGUCGCUGCUACGGACUUCGCAGGGCCCCUUGCGCCUUGACCGGGACACGAUCGAGGUCGAGGAUCUGGUAUACGUAGACCGGGUACGCGAUGCAAUUGCACACGCUGAAAAUGUCAUCCGAGCAGUCGGUGCAGAGAGGAGCUUAGACGUGUAUUUCGAGUAGCCUGGUAUAUCCAACUAAAAAUGUUACUUUGCGCCAAUCUUUUUGGAGAACUCGCGGAGGAUGGCAAGGGUCUCGACAUCCUUGUCGUAGAUGCUGUACCAUCCAGGCGGCUCGUGUGGUGGGUCGCCAACCCAGCUGAUCUCGGUCGUAGGCUUCGUCGGCGGACGAGCCAUGCCCGCAUAUGCCCAGAAUGCCGCGCCAACGAAUUGCUUGUCUGCAACACGGGC